Messenger RNA from Diabrotica balteata, 1747 nucleotides. Lineage: Eukaryota; Metazoa; Arthropoda; Insecta; Coleoptera; Chrysomelidae. The record is from the annotation of a GenBank genome assembly.
CAAAUUCUUAGUGAGGUAAAGCGUUUGAAAAUACCCUUAACUAUGGAUAUUGGAGCCAGUAUAGGAAGCUUAACGUACAUUCAGGACCAGAUUAAAGAGGAAGAAGAAGAAAAAGAAAAAGAAGUAUUGAUAACAAAAAAGAAGUCUAUUGGCCAAUAUGAAAGUGACAGUUUUAGAUGUUUAUUACCACAGAUCUACGCCUCGCUUGUUGCAGCAGCAUACCAGAUUCAAAAUGGAGUAGUUAUGUCAUUUUCAGCCGUUUUAAUUUCUCAAAUUGAAGUACCUGAUCCUGAAAUAGUAUCUACCACGGCCCAAAAUACCCUCAUGGCUAGUGCAUUUACUAUGAUAGCGCCCUUGGGAUCCACAACAAGCGGGUUCUUAAUGGAUCGAUUUGGAAGACUUAAUACAGUCAAACUUGGUCUGAUACCCACCAUUGCUGGUUGGAUUUUAGUUGCUACGGCUAACAGCAUGACACCUAUUAUUUGUGGUAGAGUUCUUCUAGGAAUUGGUGCAUGCUGGUCUUCAAAUCCGGCUGUUGUCUACAUGACAGAAAUUGCACAUCCAAAACUUAGAAUGUCUCUUAAUCAAUUGGGACCAACAUAUGUAUCAUUAGGAUUAAUUUUUGGAUACAUAUCCGGAUCAUAUAUAAGCUGGAGAGUUAUUUCGUGGAUAUGGUCCGUUGCGGUGAUAUUUCCUAUAAUAGGAGUAUGUUUCUUACACGAAAGUCCUCCAUGGUUGGUUCUAAAGGGAAAGUAUGAUCAAGCUAAAAAAUCUCUAAAUUAUUUACAUAAAAAUCAACCACAACCCCCUGGAAUGAAAGAAUCUUUUGCAGAACUCCAAUUUGAACUUCUCAAAGGGCAACGAGAGGAAAUUGAAAAAAAGAGCAACAAUAAUGGUGGCUUAAGAAGUAUUUUGAAGGAAUUUUUAAAACCGACCGGGUACAAACCGCUCCUAAUAAUGUGCCCUUUGUUUUUUUGUCAACAGUUUUCGGGAAUCUACAUAACUAUGUAUUAUUCAAUACAAUUUAUUAAGGAAGCAGGAACAGAGUUAAAUCCAUACUAUGCAUCGGCUUUAAUUGGAGCAAUUCGUUUGGUAAUGGCGAUAUGUAAUAUUUUUAUAUUAAAACAUGUGACUAGGAGAACAGCAAUUAUAUCAAGUGCUAUUGGAAUGGCCAUUUUUAUGUACAUUGCUGGCCAAUACACGUUAUGGAUAAAACAUGGUGUUUCGACAGCAACUUGGGUACCAGUAACAGCCUUAUUAAUGUACGUUGUAUGCUCUGUGAUUGGAAUGAUGUUUUUACCGUUUAUGAUAAUUUCUGAAAUAUUUCCUUUAGUAAUAAGAGGAGUAGGAUAUACAGUAGCUUCUAGUUUAGCUACGGUGUUCAUGUUCAGCGCUCUUCAAAGUUACUAUUGGUUGAAUGAUACUUUGGGUGGUGCCGCGCAUUUGCAAUGGUUCUUCUCAAUAGUUUGUGUGAUCGGAGCCAUCUAUACUUAUUUGUUUUUACCAGAAACAAAAGGAAAGAAACUUACUGAUAUCUCAGAAUAUUUUAACACUGGCUGGAUGUAUAUAGGAAGAGAUGACAACAAUAAGAAAAAUUCAAGAGAUAUAAGUUAAUUGUUUAAUGAUUGCUGAUAUUGUGUAUAUAUAAAGUAUAUAAGUUUAAAUUUUAUAUUUUGUAAUGAUAGGAUAUGAUCGAAUGAGUGUAAUAUGUUGGCUAUUUAUUUUAUUUCAUUUAAAUUUUGAAAAC